Messenger RNA from Rotaria sp. Silwood2, 342 nucleotides. Lineage: Eukaryota; Metazoa; Rotifera; Eurotatoria; Philodinida; Philodinidae. The record is from the annotation of a GenBank genome assembly.
AUGUUGAAUAAUCAAUAUUGGGAUAGUAUAUCAUCGUUUGAUUUUGAUGAUUUGCUUUCAUUACCUGAUGAAUCUAAUGUUCAAAAUGAAUAUGAUCAAUAUUCUAUGUUAUAUGAUGAUAUAAUUAAAGACAAAACAACUUCAUUGUCUAAGAUUAAUCAAUCUCAACUACAAACAUUAUCAGAGAAUAAUUCAAUACAAGAAUCUCAACUAUUAAAUCUCGAAUGUGGCGUUUGUGGUGCUCCAGCUCAUGGUUAUAAUUUUGAUCAGAUUACUUGUGAAUCGUGCAAAGCAUUUUUUCGUCGAAAUGGAUUACGUGAUAUGGUAAUUAGUAUUCACUAG